CGUUUUAUUCAACAGAUGAAUCCCUUGGAAAUAAGUCGUGCUCCGUGUCCGCGCAUCCACCUAACGGCUGGGCGCUUGGAACGUGCAGCUGCUUUCCCUCGUCAUUCGCAGAAUCACGAGGUACAGCCCGGGUUUCCGCAGCGCCUACAUCCUGCGUAUUAUGGGCCCUCCAGAGUGACGCCCGGCGCAGGAGGCCGCGCGCGCACCCCACGACCUCUUCCAGGGGGACUGGAGCAUCCGGGGGGCCAUGGGAACAGCCCCAUGCCCCACCGAGGGCCAGCAGCGCUGCCGCCGCGCGUCCUGCGGUCACAUUCCUGCCCUUUGCCGAACGCACCUGCGCCCGCCCAGCGCAGGGUGGGCUUAGGGCAGCCCCCCGAACCGAUUUCCGUCUGGGACCCACGCGGCGGGGCGCGGGCUCCGGACUCUGGGGGCAGUCUCGCUGUGGGUGAACGAUCGCGAAGGCCGAGCUUCUGGCAGACUCCAAGGGGCCACGGGCGUCCCGCCCGCCUAGGUGCCGGACCAGCCAGGCUCCAGCACCCCACAGUCGGCCACUGCGCAGGCGCCUCGCCGGGCUGGUGGCCCCGCCCCGGCCGGCGGUUCCAUGGCGCUGUGCGAGGCCGCGGGCUGCGGAAGCGCGCUGCUCUGGCCUCGCGUGCUGCUCUUCGGGGACUCCAUCACCCAGGUUAUAAUACCAGAUGGGCCAAAAUUAUCCUUCCAAGAUUAAUCAGGAAAGGAAACAGCUUGGACACCCCAGUAGCUGUUACAAUUUUCUUUGGGGCCAAUGACAGUGCACUAAAAGAUGAGAAUCCCAAGCAGCACAUCGCCCUGGAUGAGUAUGCUGCAAAUUUAAAGAGCAUGGUGCAGUACCUGAAGUCUGUGGACAUCCCUGAGAAUCGAGUCAUUCUCAUCACGCCGACCCCACUUUGUGAAACAGCCUGGGAAAAACAGUGCAUCAUGCAAGGUUGCAAACUAAAUCGCCUGAACUCUGUUGUUGGUGAAUAUGCCAAUGCGUGUUUACAAGUGGCCCAAGACUGUGGGACUGACAUACUUGACCUGUGGACCCUGAUGCAAGAUAGCCAGGACUUCUCAUCCUAUUUAUCAGAUGGACUACAUUUGUCACCAAAGGGGAAUGAAUUUUUGUUCUCACAUCUCUGGCCUUUGAUAGAGAAAAAGGUCUCUUCUCUGCCUUUGCUGCUACCUUACUGGCGGGAUGUAGCAGAAGCAAAACCUGAAUUAAGUCUGCUAGGAGAUGGAGACCAUUAGCCAAUCACAGGAGACCCAAGUCUGCUCAUUAAUCUACAGAACUCAAAGUUGCCAAUACAUAGAGAAAGCCCUUUUUCCUCCAGCUUAAACCUUUGCCAAUGAUAUUAAUAAUAAAAGUAUUAGGAUUUUUUUAAGGAAGUUUUGUACUUAGGCCCAUUGUGUUUUGAUAGUAUUUAUUAAUGCAGAUAUCAGUGCUACAGCUAUAAAAUAUACCCUAAGCAGCUUAAUUUUACAAAUGACAAAAGACUUUUUUUUUUUAAAAAGUCACAACUUUAUAAAAAUGGUUUUCUUACA
Cebus imitator (Panamanian white-faced capuchin) is the source of this 1557-nucleotide messenger RNA. It is a transcript of the gene IAH1, whose product is annotated as isoamyl acetate hydrolyzing esterase 1 (putative). Lineage: Eukaryota; Metazoa; Chordata; Mammalia; Primates; Cebidae. The record is from RefSeq and is a predicted model, not a curated record. Bases 16 to 1263 code for a protein of 415 amino acids. Gene Ontology annotation, molecular function: hydrolase activity, acting on ester bonds. The transcript is spliced from 5 exons.